AUGGAUGAGCAGCGCCCAAUCAGGGAAAUCAAAUUGGAUUUUCCGCUCGCGCUAUACGCCGCUCGGUGUUGGAUGCAGCAUGCGGGACCAGCUGAGACUGAGGAGGACGCUCAAGAAAGUAUCUUGAAUUUCUUCCUCCUAUGGAGACAAGCGUAUGCGGUAUGGCGCAAACUUUUUGACCCGGAUCGGCCUUGGGAUGGAAACAUGCAGGAUUAUGGAAUGAUGGCAACUCCAAUAUACUACGGAUCGUUAGCCGGUCUCCAAUAUACGGUAGCACAGCUAUUGAAAAAAGGUGCCGAUGUCAAUGCACAGGGCGGACGCUAUAGGAAUGCUCUACAGGCUGCUUCUAGAAACGGCCAAACAGAGAUUGUGCGGCUAUUACUGGAGCGAGGCGCCGAUGUCAAUGCACAGGGCGGGGACUAUGGGAAUGCUCUCCAGGCUGCUUCUAGAAACGGCCACAUAGAGACUGCGCAGCUAUUACUGAAGCAAGGUGCCGAUGUCAAUGUACAAGGCGGAUUCUAUAGGAAUGCUCUCCAGGCCGCCUCUAUAGACGGCCACAUAGAGACUGCGCAGCUAUUACUGGAUCAAGGUGCCGAUGUCAAUAUACAAGGCGGACUCUAUGGGGAUGCUCUACAGGCUGCUUCUAGAAACGGCCAAACAGAGAUUGUGCGGCUAUUACUGGAGCGAGGCGCCGAUGUCAAUGCACAGGGCGGACUCUAUGGGAAUGCUCUCCAGGCUGGUUCCGUAUACGGCCACCUAGAGAUUGCUCAGCUAUUACUGGAGCGAGGCGCCGAUGUCAAUUCACAUGGCGGGGACUAUGGGAAUGCUCUUCAGGCUGCUUCUGGUAACGGCCACACGGAGAUUGUGCAGCUGUUGCUGGAGCAAGGCGCCGAUGUCAAUACACAGGGCGGGCGCUAUGGGAAUGCUCUUCAGGCUGCUUCUGGUAACGGCCACACGGAGAUUGCACAACUGUUGCUGGAGCAAGGCGCCGAUAUCAAUACACAGGGCGGGUGCUAUGGGAAUGCUCUUCAGGCUGCCUUUACUGGGGGCGAAGUGACAGGGUGA
Messenger RNA from Aspergillus melleus, 1065 nucleotides. Its product is annotated as ankyrin repeat domain-containing protein. The transcript has a single exon. Gene Ontology annotation, cellular component: nucleus; cytoplasm. The coding region runs from base 1 to 1065 and encodes 354 amino acids. NCBI's taxonomy places the organism in Eukaryota, Fungi, Ascomycota, Eurotiomycetes, Eurotiales, Aspergillaceae. Gene Ontology annotation, molecular function: protein binding. The record is from RefSeq and is a predicted model, not a curated record.